GCCUUUUUUCAGCACAACACCGUCAUCAAAACAACGGUUGUCGGAGUCUCCCAGCUACACAUUCCCUGUUUCUCWGCCAGCUAGCGGGCAGAAAGCUACUUCUGGAGGAGGAACCUUUUCAUUUUGCACUGUAGACCAUAAUAACCCGACAAGGUAUAGUCCCUGUUGCGUUACUCAUCUGAUGGAGCGGCGGUUGUCAGUUUUUGUGGAGCGGCACCAUGUUUCCCUGUCACGUGACGCCCUGGCCCUCUGCUGAGCACCCAGCGUCUUGCAGCAGCCAUGCACCGUCMGUGCAACCCUCACAACCUCUGCCAGAUUUGCUGUGCAGCUGUCCCGCUCCACCUUUAARCACUCACGCUGAGACGCCGUCCCCGGACCCCAUGGAGUCUCUCAUCGUGGUCACAGAGUACGAACCCAGCAGACCGCCUGGGCAGGUCGGGGAGGAGGAGGUGGAGGAAAUGGACAGCUCUGAGACACCCGAGCCAGCCUCCUCCACAGCAGCACCUUUCCGGCCCUCAUCCUGUGACCUGCUGUCCCACACAGUUGGUCGGCCAGAGGCUCUGCUGCCUGAAGGCCAGGAGCAGAGGGGCAGAUUGAGCCUGUCCGACCGGAAACUCUCUCUGCAGGAGCGCUCACAGACCACACCGUCUCCCGGCAGCUCCCCUGGACACAACGGGCGCUAUAUUUACCCGUCGUUACCUUAUUCUCCCAUCACAUCGCCACACUCCUCGCCACGUCUGCCUCGUCGGCCCACUGUGGAGUCGCACAGCGUCUCCAUUACCGAUCUGCAGGACUGUGUUCAACUCAACCAGUACAAACUGAAGGAUGAGAUUGGAAAGGGCUCUUAUGGUGUUGUCAAGCUGGCUUACAAUGAGGAUGACAACACAUACUAUUACAUUACCAGAGGAUCAUCCACCGGGACGUCAAACCCUCCAACCUGUUGGUAGCAGAGGACGGACACAUCAAAAUCGCAGACUUUGGAGUCAGUAACCAGUUUGAGGGCGCUGACGCUCUGCUGACCAGCACAGUGGGAACGCCUGCUUUCCUCGCACCUGAAACACUUUCUGAGACCAGGAAGAAUUUCUCUGGAAAGGCUCUGGAUGUGUGGGCCAUGGGAGUGACUCUUCAUUGCUUCGUUUUUGGCGUGUGUCCAUUCAUGGAUGAACGUAUUCUCAAUCUUCAUCAAAAAAUUAAAACUCAACCUGUGGUGAUACCUGAACAUACAGAUGUAUCAGAUGAUCUCAAAGAUUUGUUGCUGAAAAUGUUGGACAAGAAUCCAGAGACAAGACUAUCAGUGCCACAGAUGAAGGCUCACCCAUGGGUGACGAAGCAAGGUGCUGAGCCUCUUCCUCCUGAGGAUGACAACUGUUCCAAGCUUAUCGAAGUGACUGAAGAAGAAGUGGAGAAUUCUGUCAAACAUAUCCCAAGUUUAGCUACAGUGAUUCUGGUAAGAACUAUGUUGAGAAAGCGCUCUUUUGGGAAUCCUUUUGAUUGGGGUCGGAAAGAAGACCGCAGCAGUUUGUGUGCUCCAGGGCAAGCCCUCACAAAACAGGAGAGCGGUGAUGGUGUGAGGAGCAUGGACCUGCCCUAUGUAGGAGAGGACGAGGCUCUUUCCUGAUACAGACGCUUUAAUAUGCACACUGAAAUCUUCCUACCUGUAACUGCACAGCACAACACCCCUUUACUCACUUUUACUCACUUUAAAACGGUCAGCCUACAACUACCGGCAGAAUCUCCGAGGAUGGACGUAAAGAACGUAAUCUGAGGCACUUUGGCAACAUUUUUCUUAACUUCAAACCUCUUUUCGUCUUCUUGUACAACUCAGUUUGGGGCUGUGGGGUUUGUGACUGUCACACGUGAACCCUGGAAAUACUACCAGAUUUUUUCUCCUUCUUCCUGUCCUGCAUGCAUUUAUAGUCCAAGCAUGCCUCGUCUCAGGCUUCAACUGUACAGCUUCAGGUUUAAACCUGGUUUAGCCUCUUGUUUUACUCCUCGUUUUGUACUUAACGAGACCUUCAGGUGCACACAGGGCGCAGACACAAGAGGUGCUGAAGGUUCGAGGGACGUUUGUUUUUAUGUUUCUCUCUGCUUGRCGAUGAUCUGAUUCUGUUUGCAUGACGGUAGCAGGGCCCUGUUUCGACGACAAGUCAGAGAAAAGAGUCUGUAUAGUUUACUGGAAAUGAAAAAGGGAAGUGAAAACAUGUUUACUUCAGUCAAAAUGCAUGCAUCUAUUUUCUUAGUGCAAAUAUUUUAAAAGCUGUUUAGAUUCUCACAUUUGUUGUUUGGCACAUUUCCCCCACACAUUUCUCAUGUACUGCAAUUAAUAUAAAGCUUUAAAAUAUAAAAUUAAUUCAUAUAGUGCUUUAUAAACAAUCAUAUUUAUUAUUAAUGCAUAUGAUGGCUUUUGGAAAACUAGUGUUUUUUUUAGUAGUUUUGUUUCAGUGAACAAUUUUUUUUAGCUGUUUACUCUCAGUUUGAAAUUCACUAAGCUGCAGUAAAAUAAAUAUUAAAACAUACUUGACCUGAGAAAAACAAAAUGUGUGCAAAAAAUAAAAAAAUCUGUAACCUCAUUUUUUUAUGUCCAACAUCAGUUUUGUUAAUCAGUAGGGACGUAACGGUUCGUGUCUUUGCACCACGAUGGUUCGGUACAAACUUKUGGGAUGGACUCAAAAAAAAAAAUCAUGCAUCAGAGGUGGUCACUCCUGUGUCAAAACAUCCACACUUGCUGACAGAAAAUAUUCUACCUUACAAGCUUCCUUUUCUCACACUAACGUUAACUUAAUAACUUAUUUUGGUCAGAUUUACUAAACAUUAAACAUUCCUUUGUUCUGUUUAGUUUUUUUGUAAUUUUGCCAAAGUCUCUUAACCCAAGACAMCAAACCUUUCUGGAGUUUAGCAAACCUUUUGUUUGACACAUCGACACUGUUUACUGUUCAAACUUAGAGGAAAAGAAAAACUUUUAUUUUAUAGUGACGUCACCAGUUGAUAAAUUGUACCUUGCUUUACACGACCUGCUGUUUUUAGACCCUCCCCAAUAGCAAGAGUGCUUUCUUAUUCUGUCUUUCUGGGAGAAUAAUUGUCUGUUUAAAUUAAAAGUUUUGUUUCUYUUUUCUUGGACUUAGUUAUGACCCUUCUAAGUACACACCAGACUGUGACUUGGGCGUACCGUUCCACCCCCAUUAAUCAAACCAGAUAUCGUUAUACUGAAGGACAGAUUUUAAGCUGUGUAACGUUUUCCAUUCACUUUAAAAAGUCACCUUUUUUUAAGACCAAAAACAGAGCCUGAAGACAACAGAACCUCAAGUUAAAGUUGUGAAUAGUUUUAUUCGUUCAAGUCUGAUGACAUUUCUAUUAGCUGGCUGCUGACAGAAAGUUCAGAUGGAAGCGUAGUGCCAAUGCAGACUUUUCCACAAAUCUAUGCAGGACAUUUCCACGUUGGGGUGUAGAACUUUAAAGAAUGUUAACAUCUUUGGUCAGACGGUGACUCGGCAAAUGUUUUCACUUUUAAUUGUUUUUAUUCACCAAUGUGUUUGUUGUAGGUAAAGCAGCAUUUUUACCCACUUUUCUUCYUUUUUUCACUUGUUUUAUUGCAUUUUUCUUGACUGAAUGUGUCUCUUGGAUAAACGUUCUUGUUACAGAAUAAUUACACAACAGCUGAUGCUUCCACAYACUUGUUAGUUCAGCACUUCAGUGUUGAAUGUAUAAAAAAGGGACUUGACUUUUUUGUACUCAUUUCUGUAUUUGCGUGUCCAUCUGAUCCGUACCUGCUGUAUGUCUGCUGUAAAAAACUCGUACUAUGCACAUGAUGUGUCUUUAUGGUGCAACGGUGUUGGAUUGUAUAGUAAGCACACCCAGCAGUUACAGAGUGCUGGACGUGCUCUCUUGAUGCUAAUUUCGUUGGUUUUUACUCAAACAAUCAAAGUUAUGCUCUCAGCUCAGCACAUAGAAACAACCCGCUCUGGUUUUACAUUUUUAAUAAAAAACAAUUACGUUCGAAAUUUCAUCCUGGGGAUCGUUUAACAAUGUGAAAGAUUUAUUCAGAAAUACCACCACACCUUUAUUAAUAACAAUUAUUGCCACACGAUAAACUGAAAACUGCUGUGGAUGUUUAUUAAUUAAAAAUAUUUUGUCUUCAUUUACCAACAAGAAUGACCUGAAGGAUCAUCUGGUUGUGAAUAAAGGGUUAAAGGGCAAAAAAAUAAAUAAAAAAAAAAAUAAAAGAAAAAAAAGAAGUCAUAGUAUUUUAUACUUGUAAUAUUUAAAGUUGUACUUUGUUUACCUGCCCAUUGUUGUCAGAAUGGCCAGGCUAAAGUGAUUUAUUGCUACAUGUUUUUACAUUGACGAGUGUAGUUUGUUUUAUUAUGAGCUGUCGGGGCUUUUUUCCACUAAAUGCAUGCCAACAUGAGAGGUCGUCACAAAACAACAGGACCUUUAACAUUAGUAAUUCCACACAAGCUGUACUUUGUUCAUCAUAUAAAAUAAAAUAAAAACAUUAUUGCCUUUCCUUAA
Austrofundulus limnaeus is the source of this 4509-nucleotide messenger RNA. It is a transcript of the gene camkk2, whose product is annotated as calcium/calmodulin-dependent protein kinase kinase 2. The record is from RefSeq and is a predicted model, not a curated record. NCBI's taxonomy places the organism in Eukaryota, Metazoa, Chordata, Actinopteri, Cyprinodontiformes, Rivulidae. Gene Ontology annotation, biological process: protein phosphorylation; CAMKK-AMPK signaling cascade. Gene Ontology annotation, molecular function: protein serine/threonine kinase activity; ATP binding.